This is a messenger RNA of Suillus paluster, 1483 nucleotides long. RefSeq lists its product as uncharacterized. The coding region runs from base 219 to 1232 and encodes 337 amino acids. The transcript is spliced from 17 exons. Lineage: Eukaryota; Fungi; Basidiomycota; Agaricomycetes; Boletales; Suillaceae. The record is from RefSeq and is a predicted model, not a curated record.
GAUUUUCCUCAUCGGUUCCUUUUGUAUGCUUCUUAUGACGCAUAUGGGCCACGCGGGCAGUCGGCCCGUGCGUUACAUCGUGAAAUCCACCACUGCCAGCACCAAAAGUCGUAACAAUCCAUCAUAUCACAGAUGGCAAUGUGCUAUUUGCUUCGUAUGCUUGAAAUAUAGAGUACUGCAGUUGCUGGCAGUUUUGAUUCAGUCCACAACAUUCAUGAAUGUCCUCCUCAAUACCGGUCUCCUUACCACGAAUCAACCUUGGGAACACAUACGGAGCAUUCUUGAUUGGGGCUAUCUUUGCAGCACUUCUCUUUGGUCUAACCAACAUUCAAGCCUUUAUUUACUAUCAGACGCAUGCGGGCAGAUGGACAAAAUUCUAUAGGCUAGUUGUCUUCUGGCUUUGGAUACUUGAUGCUUCGCAUCUGGCGUUGAUAGUCCAUUGCGUUUAUUAUUAUUUGGUGACCAACUACGGGAACACGAGUGUACUCACAGAAGUCGUAUGGAGUUUUAAACUUCAGAUAGUAUUCAACGCUAUCAUCUCCUAUGGGAUACAUCUUCUGUAUUCACAUCGCAUAUGGAUAGUCGGAAGAGACCGAUCGAGAAUUUUCCGUAUGAUACCGGGCAUAGUCGUUGUUGUGGGUUUAGGUGUUGCCGUCUCCCUGACUUGGAUAGUGUAUCGCCGCAAUCCGCCCAUAGAUUUAUUUCAAAUUGGGUGGCCAACAUUCAUGGCUUUGGGCACGGCUGCUUCUCUCGAUAUACUUGUUGCAUCAUCGCUAUGUUAUCUCCUCGCUACCUCCCGCACUGGGUUUCCUAAAACGGAUGGCUGGAUCACAAAGCUCAUUGGUUACACCAUUGAUAGCGGCUGUCUAACGAGUAUAUGCUCAAUAACAGCUAUCAUUACGUGUGCAGCGAUGCCACACAACUUCGUUUUCCUCGGCGUUCAAUUUUUAUUGGCUAAACUUUAUGUCAACUCGUACAUCGCACUCCUGAACGCGCGAUACUACAUGCUGUCCAAUACAGACACCGGCAAUUCUUCCGAACAGCAUAUAUGUCUCAGCGACACCCUCAGCACUGGGACGCACGAUGGGCCGCAAGAGAAAUUCCAGACAUAUCGAAGGGGUAUGUUUACUCGUGCCGAACAUGAAGUGGUGCUUCCCACUCGACCUGUUCAGGUUGCCAUGCUACACCGGUCGAUUUUGGUGACGGUGGAGAAGCAGUCUUUUGCGGAUUAGUGUGAAUUGUCUGUUCGUCUGGUCAUGAGGUAGAACCCCCAAAUUCGUUUGCUUCCUGGCGAAUUCAAAGUGCCCGGUUGUACUAGAGAUGAUGGGUUUUCACGCACAUCAUCCCAGGUAUGACUCGAAGUUCUACUAAAUAAUAGGAUGUGACCUCGCGCGCGCCUUCUGUGAGUCGCAGUUUUACUCAUCCGAAAGUCACCAAGCAGCUCUCGAGUUUGCUCCACCGGUAACCGGUAUUAAGACGGUGG